Suillus subalutaceus is the source of this 2895-nucleotide messenger RNA. Its product is annotated as Sec1 family-domain-containing protein. Gene Ontology annotation, cellular component: Golgi membrane. Gene Ontology annotation, biological process: vesicle-mediated transport; intracellular protein transport. Bases 1 to 2895 code for a protein of 964 amino acids. The record is from RefSeq and is a predicted model, not a curated record. The transcript has 18 exons. Lineage: Eukaryota; Fungi; Basidiomycota; Agaricomycetes; Boletales; Suillaceae.
AUGGACGUGGUCAAGGCAGUGGAGACAUACAUCACGAAGUUGGUGUCUACGCCCUCUGCCAUGAAAGUCCUACUGCUUGAUACGCAUACGACACCCAUUGUUUCACUCGCGUCCACCCAAUCCACUCUACUUUCACAUCAGGUUUACCUGACCGAUCGUAUCGACAACGGGAAACGGGACCGGAUGUCGCACAUGAAAUGUGUUUGUUUUCUGCAGCCGAGUGAAGACAGUCUUGAUGCCCUUUCUGCCGAGUUAAAGGAACCCAAAUACGGGGAAUACUAUUUGUAUUUCAGCAACAUACUCAGUAAACCUGCCAUUGAACGUUUGGCUGAUGUUGACGAAUUUGAAGUUGUCAGGGAGGUGCAGGAAUAUUUUGCCGACUACGCACCCCUGUUGCCCUGCCUGUUUUCUCUCAAUCAUACGCCGACGGCGGAGAAACCUCUGUAUGGCUCCUCACCAAAUGUGUGGGACUCCCUUGCGCUCGAGCGCUCCGUGCAGGGUAUUACGGCUGUCCUUCUCAGUUUGAAAAAGAAACCCGUGAUUAGGUACGAGAAAACAAGCGGGAUGGCCAAAAAACUGGCGAGCGAAGUGCAGCAUCGUAUCCAAGCCGAAGCGACGCUGUUCGAUUUUCGCUUGACGCAAGUAGCUCCACUGCUACUGAUUCUCGACCGGCGAAACGACCCUGUCACUCCUUUGCUGUCACAAUGGACCUAUCAAGCCAUGGUGCACGAGUUGUUGGGCAUUCAUAAUGGUCGCGUAAAUCUCAGCAUGGUCCCUGAUAUUCGUCCGGAGCUCUCUGAAAUAACCUUGACAACGAUUACCGACCCUUUCUUUCAAGCUCAUUAUCUUGCGACAUUCGGAGACCUAGGUACUUCCCUGAAGAACUAUGUCCAAUCAUAUCAGUCGCGUUCUCUCGCCCAAUCACCUUCGUCCAUCAACUCAAUAUUUGACAUGAAGCGCUUUGUGGAAGAAUACCCAGAAUUUCGGAAGCUGGGUGGGAACGUUAGUAAACACGUCGCUUUGGUAGGCGAGCUUAGUAGGUUGGUGGAUCGCGACAGGUUACUUGAAGUGGGGGAGGUAGAGCAAGGGUUGGCCACGAGCUCGGGUUCAGACUUUAAGAACGUACAGGCUGUGGUCAACAAUCCAGUUGUGCCCGCCUGGAACAAGUUGCGGGUUGUCAUCCUCUAUGCACUGCGUUAUCAAAAGACGCAGACGAGUAAUAUUGCCGCUUUAAUCAAUUUGCUACUCUCCAAUGGCGUGUCUCGUGAAGAAGCUCGGCUGGUUUACGUUUUCUUGAAUGUUGCUGGAUCAGAUCAGCGACAGGAUGAUCUAUUCUCGACCGAGUCCCUAUUAGCCAAGGGCAGAUCCGCUUUGAAAGGACUCAAGGGUGUCGAGAACGUGUAUACUCAGCACACGCCACAUCUUUCACAAACUCUAGAAAAUAUCUUCAAGGGCCGAUUGAAGGAUACUACGUACCCUUUCUUGGACGGGACUGGUACUAACAUGGGAUUGCAACGGCCUCAAGAUGUCAUCAUUUUUAUGAUCGGCGGAACUACCUAUGAGGAAGCAAGGACAGUCGCACUCCUGAACCAAGAAGCAGGUAACUCUUUGACAGGGACAAGAAUUCUUCUUGGCGGCACUUGUGUACACAACUCGUCCAGUUACGUUGAGAUGAUUCGCGCCGCUGCAGAGAGAUUUCCCGCAUCAGUUUACGAGCCACCUCCUGAAUCCGCAACCACUGCUCCAUCUUUGAACCUAAACCUUGGCGGUGUCAAUACUACGGAGGAUGUCAAAGUUAAAACCCGUACUGGAGCUCUGCUGACCAUCAUAUCUGCAUGUAUCAUUUUGGCAUUUACAACAAUCGAGUUUUUCGACUACCGACGCGUUGGCGUCGACACGUCGAUAGUAGUCGACCGUAGCCGUGGGCAGAAACUGAGUGUACGGUUGAACGUCACCUUCCCCCAUGUUCCGUGUUACUUGCUCAGCUUGGAUGUCAUGGAUAUCUCUGGCGAGCAACAACGCGAUGUUUCACACAAUAUUCUCAAGAACCGGAUCACUAAGACUGGUGUAGACAUGCCUACAUUGCGGGGCGAGGACCUCCGUAACGAGAUUGACAAGCUUGCUGAACGACGCGCGAGUGGGUAUUGUGGCUCGUGCUAUGGUGGACAGGAACCAGAGAGCGGGUGCUGUAACUCGUGUGAAGAGGUUCGACAGGCGUAUACAGACAAGGGGUGGAGUUUCAGUAGUCCCGACGGUAUCGAGCAGUGCGUUGAAGAAGGAUGGUCAGACAAGCUCAAGGACCAGGCGGAUGAGGGAUGCAAUGUUUCUGGGCGUAUCCGGGUGAACAAGGUCGUCGGAAGCAUCCAAAUUUCUCCGGGACGUUCCUACCAGGCAGGCUCGCGUACCUUCCAAGAUCUGGUGCCAUACCUUCGCGACGAUGGUAACCCACACGACUUCGGCCACAUCAUCCACGAGUUUUUCUUCAUGGCAGAUGAUGAGUACAACCCUAACAAGGCAAAGAUCGGGAAGGAUAUGAAGGAACGUAUGGGGAUUGCGGACAACCCAUUAGAUGGUGUUGAAGCGAAGAUCAAUACGCACCAAUAUAGUUCAACACAAUUUGAACGUGAUCUGACGAAGUUCAAUGAAGGCGAGAACAAGCAAGGUAUUUUCACUCAACACGGUGUCGCGGGCUCACCAGGCGCGUACUUCAACUUUGAAAUUUCACCCAUCCUUGUCGUGCACUCUGAAACGAGGCAGUCGUUUGCACACUUCCUCACUUCUACUUGCGCUAUCGUCGGAGGUGUUCUCACUGUGGCUGCACUACUAGACGGCAUCCUAUUUGCUACAGGACGCAAGUUGAGGAAAGGUGGUGACGGGAACGUGAAACUCAUGUAA